AUGGAGGAACAAAUUCCAGAGAGAGCAUUCCUAGUCCUGGAGAAGUAUGAUGGAGCAGGUGAUCCGGAGGAGCACUUGAGGUCCUUCGUUGACGCUAUGACCACCUACUCCCCCAAUGAAAAUGUGUGGUACAAAGUUUUUUCCUUAUCGAUAAAGGGAGAAGCAUUAGCAUGGUUCCAUUCACUUAGACCCUUAACCAUCAACGAUUUUGCUACCUUGAGGGACAUGUUUGAACGACAGUUCUCUACUAGUAAAGCUCGAAAUUUGACGUACCUGGAGUUGACGAACAUUAAGCAACAGAAGGGAGAAAGCCUUAGAGAUUUCAUGGAUUGGUUCAAUAAGACCGCUCGACAAGUAAGGGGAGUAGGCAAGAAGUUUACAAUUAGCACUCUGGCCACCGCGUUGAGGCCUUCCCCUUUCACCGAUAAUCUGUUUGUAGAACCCCCAUUAACCCAUGAUGAGUUGCAAGAAAGAGCAGCAAGGUUCAUCAGAAUAGAGGAGAUGAGGGCUGUUAAGAGGCGACAACAGGAGCAGAGCUCAACUUCAGGGCAAGAAAAGAAGGAAGGGAAGAAGUCGUUCGUGCUUGGCGAACAGCCAAAAGGCCAGAAAUACAGAGAUGGUCCAAAAGGGGCUAGAUUUGAAAAGUAUACCCCGUUAAACAUGCCAAGGGCUAGAGUCUUGCAAGAGGUCUUUUUUGGGCCUCUGCUCGAAUCAUUGCAACCUCUCUCCUUUCAUCUAAGGUGUCUAACUCCACUCGGAGUUCAUCAUUGUUAUGCUGCAAACUUUGAAUCCCUCGUCUGA
Messenger RNA from Vigna umbellata (rice bean), 801 nucleotides. RefSeq lists its product as uncharacterized. Lineage: Eukaryota; Viridiplantae; Streptophyta; Magnoliopsida; Fabales; Fabaceae. The record is from RefSeq and is a predicted model, not a curated record.